AUGUGUGUUGUCGCACCCACUGGAUGGAUGUGGAAAAAGCGAGGACAAUGCCGUCGCAAUCUCACAUCUGAAGAAGAUUCUUCCGCACUGCUGAAGUUGUACGUACAUACUGCUCUAUGGUUCGCGAGCCAUGUACAAGCCUCCAUCCGUUCCCCUCCGCGAGGAAAUCGUCCGAAAUACAACACCUCUCCGCGAUUGGUUUACCAUCUACUGGCACGUUCGGACUGUUCCUCUAUUGUUACGCCGCGAUGGGCCACUGUGUCACUAUAUACAUCUGAUAAAGAGAAGAAUGACGCGGUCGUCGUGAGAGGUUGGAAGGCCGAAAACUGCUCGCUGAGAACUCGAAUCUGA
Marasmius oreades (fairy-ring Marasmius) is the source of this 351-nucleotide messenger RNA. RefSeq lists its product as uncharacterized. The record is from RefSeq and is a predicted model, not a curated record. Lineage: Eukaryota; Fungi; Basidiomycota; Agaricomycetes; Agaricales; Marasmiaceae. The coding region runs from base 1 to 351 and encodes 116 amino acids. The transcript has 2 exons.